AUGGGGCUUCCGUUGGAACAAAUGGAACAAGUGGCCUUCCAAACUUGUCCACCAGAUCACUUGGCCUUUUGGGUGGGUCAUUGGUCUUGGCCUGGUUCACGAAGACGCCACGAGCCUCGGGAAAGAAGCAGCUUGUGCCGUAAUGGUGUGCCUUCAGUUCAGUUUUCAACGGUCUAUGACCCACUCAUCAAGUGGGGAGUGGCCUACCUUCGUGCGCAGCAAUCGGUGGAGGUCUUGUGCAACGCGGCUUCACCACAGAAGGGGGCGGAGCUGCUCCUGAGGCGACAGCCCGACUGCGCGUUGCUGUGCUGGCAACGCAGGAGUGAGACUUGGCCCUCUCAAAAUGCCUCCGGUGGCACGCUGAUGCCCACCCAAGCAGCCAAGCCACCCAGCCCCUUCGGCUUAUCCAAGGACGUGGGGAUGGUCUCGAGCACGGGCAAUGGCCGGCGCUAUGCCGCGCAGGCGCUGCUGCGGUCGAUCGCGCAGAGCGAGGACUUCGAACUCACGGCCGUGCUGGUUUACGACACUGGGCUGGUUCAUGCGGACGUGGCGCUGGGUGCGGCUAUCCCUGAGGGUGUUCGGCCGUUCCUGGUCAGAAAACAUGAAAUACCCACCAUUGGACAGGACAUCAGUCCCCAAAUGCACUGGCCUCUGAGCAUUGUCCACGGUAUUUUGGCCAAGGAUUGGAAGAAUGAGACGGGCCACUGGGCCUUGCCCAGUGAAGGCCCACAGCAUGUGACGCUCAACAUCCGUGGGGGCCAGCCGGUUUCUGCUUGGCGUGGCAGCAUGGGGCAGCUUCUAGGCGCCUGCGCUGGCGACCUCGCAGUGGACGUGGCUGUCUCCAUCCAAUCGAGGCGGACCUGCUUGGAGCUCAUGUUGAGGAGCAUCCGCGCCAAGAAGUAUGUGGCCAUGGGCCACGACUACAACUUGCCCUUUGGCCCAUGGGGCAUGGAAGUGGAGCCAGAGAUGUUGGCCUUGCAUCGCGUGUUGAUCCAAGACUCACGGAUGACGAUGUUCUGCACUUCUCAGCACUUAGUGGACUUCGUGCACCGCUUCUCUCAAGGCCGUGUGAAGACACGCUUGUGCUACUGUGCGGACUAUGGCUAUUUUGACUCCGAAGAUUUGCCUUUGGCCAAUGAGCCCAGAUACGUGACCUUGAUCAGUCCGAGUCCAGCCAAAGGCUUGGCGAUUCUCCUGCGUUUGGCCUUGAUGCUGCCUGAUGUGGAAUUCCUGUGUGUCAGCACUGGCUGGACAAAGACUUUGCAUGAAGUGCAGCUGCGAGCUCAUCCGAAUGUCAAGGUUGUCCCUGGCAGUGACGAUUUAGAUACAGUGUAUCAGCAGACCGCAGUGUUGCUGAUGCCAUCACUCUGGCAGGAGUCCUUUGGACUGGUCGCAGUGGAGGCGCAGCUCCGUGGCCUUUGUGUGGUGAGCACCGGAUCUUAUGGUUUGAAGGAGGCCAAUUUUCUGGAGGAGUUGCAGGUCACUCCCGUGACCUUGGUUCAUGAUUCCAGGACCCGUGAGAUGCUCCGAGGGCUGACGCUGGCGGAGGCGGAAGAACGCUUGGAUCCUGGACGGCCACGGAAAGAAGGCCGUCACGGGGCGGAAGGGGUCACGGCGGAUCGUCACUCGUAG
This is a messenger RNA of Durusdinium trenchii, 1632 nucleotides long. NCBI's taxonomy places the organism in Eukaryota, Dinophyceae, Suessiales, Symbiodiniaceae. The record is from the annotation of a GenBank genome assembly.